UAGCUUACAUCGGUAUUGUGGUGGUCGAUCGUGUGCGUUAGUUUUAAUCGGAAAAGUUUGAUCAGUGAGGUAGUGUGUUCGAGAUUACAGUUUUUACAUUUCGCUGUUAAUAGUGCGUAGCGGUCAGUGAUGUCGAAUUUCAUUAAAUGUGUGAUCUGAUUAUCGAGUGCGACCGCCGGAGCGCUGUGUGGCGUCGACGACGCAUUUUUAAUCGUAUUAAAGUGCGAUGGACGACAUCGGAGACGCCCUGCAGGGUGUAACGCACAAUGACGAAGAGGCUCCCCCCGACCUGAACAUAAGUGAAGUGUUACAUGCCAUCUCGAUAGCGGACCCGACGUUCGGCGUCGGCGUGGAAGAGAUGUACCGGCAGCCGGCAGUGCCGCCGCCGUCGGCGCCGCAGCCCUCCGGGGCUCCCAAGAUGCCCUACGUGCGGAUCAUCGAGCAGCCGGCCGGCAAGUCGCUGCGGUUUCGAUAUGAGUGCGAAGGCCGGUCAGCAGGCUCCAUUCCUGGCGUGCACAGUACACCGGAGAAGAAAACAUACCCCACAAUCGAGGUGGUCGGCUACACGGGGCGAUUUGUCGUGCUCGUGUCGUGUGUCACCAGGGACAAGCCUUACAGGCCGCAUCCUCACAACCUGGUGGGCCGCGAACCGCUUUGCAACCGCGGCGUGUGCACCGUGGAGUGCAACGCGGACACCUCCAUCGUGCAGUUCAGCAAUCUCGGCAUCCAGUGCGUCAAACGCAAGGACAUCGCGGAGGCGCUGCGCGUGAGAGAGGAGAUUAAAGUCGAUCCCUUCAAGACUGGCUUCAGUCACAAGAACCAACCCCAAAACAUCGAUCUGAAUGCCGUCCGGCUGUGCUUCCAAGUGUACAUCCCCGGUGGCAACACCAGCAAGAUCAAGCAAGCGCUGAUUCCGGUGGUGUCGGAUGUCAUCUACGACAAGAAGGCCAUGUGCGAGCUGCAGAUCAACCGGCUCAGCACGUGCGCGGCCAGCGUGCGCGGCGGCACUGAGCUCAUACUGCUCUGCGAGAAGGUGACCCGCGACGACGUGGACGUGGUGUUCAGCCAGGCGUUCGACGACGGUUCCCUGUGGGAGGCGUCCGCCAACAUCGUGCUGGUGCACAAACAGGUCGCCAUCGCCUUCCAGGCGCCGCCCUACCGAGACCCCAUGUGCAUAGAAAACGUUAAGGUGAAGAUAUUCCUCAAACGAGUAUCGGACGGCGCCCGCAGCGCGCCGGUGGACUUCGAGUACACGCCCGACUAUGCAGAUUCGGAUUAUUUAAGUAAUAAAAAGCGGAAGACGGCGCAGAAUAUAGAUUCUUUCUUAGCUACGUACAAACAAGACAUUGGAUUUCACGAGUCUGCCAUUAAAAAGGAACCAAGAGACACGAGCCCGGCGCUGCAAGUCCACAGCCCGCCGAUGGCCGGCGUGGGCAGCCCGCACUACCCGCCGCACUACCGCGACCCGGCCGACCCCUACCAGCAAUGGAUGCCGUCCGAUCCCAAUUUAGGCGUACCGAACACGAACCCAUUCCUGCCGCACGCGGGGGACCCGCGGGGCUACUGGGGCCCUCAAAACUUCGCACAAACCUCCCCGACGCCCAACCACGCCGUGUCGCCCAACAUGCUAGGAUUAGGAGAUGCAAUGUCACCGCAACACCGGCUGUCGCCGAAUAUGCAAAACAUGUCAGGGUCCUCCAUGGCGAUGAACCCAAACAUGGUGCAGAUGUCGCCGCUGCAGGGUAGCUUGUCGCCCGCGCACCAGCCGUCCCCCAUGCUGCACACGUCGCCCCCGCACAUGCAGUCCAUGAUGUCGCCGCUGCAGGGUAGCUUGUCGCCCGUGCACCAGCCGUCCCCCAUGCUGCACACGUCGCCCCCGCACAUGCAGUCCAUGGUAGGUCACACAGUGGAGCGUGCCGGGCCCUCCAUGAUGAACCCGAGCAUGGUGCAGAUGUUGCCGCUGCAGGGUAGCUUGUCGCCCGCGCACCAGCCGUCCCCCAUGCUGCACACGUCGCCCCCGCACAUGCAGUCCAUGAUGUCGCCGCUGCAGGGCGGCGUGUCGCCCGCGCACCAGCAGUCCCCCAUGCUCCACGCGUCACCCCCUCACAUGCAGCCCAUGCAACAUGCGGGGCAGGCACAAGACCUGGGAGCGGGGGCGCCUCUGGACAGCGACAUGCAGUUCAACUCGGCGGACCUGUCCGGCAUCAUCGCCACCCUCGGUCCGCCCGAGCUGUCCGACAGCCUGCGAGCGCUCUCCACCAGCGAGCUCAUACCGACCAUGCAACCAAUGUAAUUUUGGUCAAAUAUUUGGCGAGCUGUAGGGUCUUCUGGAGCUGACCGCCUGGAUGACGACCAAAGACAACUGUGACCAAUUCUCGCUGGAAAGGGCCACCGCGAGUGUUUAGCCUGAGUAACCUCCGGAAAUCUAUGGGAAAAAUGCAAAAUGAAUGUGAAAGAGCUCCGACACGAAUUACUAAACUUAUGACAUGAAAAGAAGUGACUGGUGUCGACCUAAUUAAUUUAAUUUUCACAAAGACGAUAAUUUAAAAAAGGAGUUAUAAGCUUAUCAUCAAAAGUCUAAGAUUAUGUCUUGCUUCUCGAAUUCGGACUCCGGCGUUGGUGAACUGUUUGAAAUUCUACAUUAUGCUUUUCAUAAGAUUCUUAAAGUAAAUCUUCCAGUGCUAUAAAAUGAUGAAAACUUGAUAAUGUAUGACAUAUUCGUGUAUGGAACUCAACUCAAGUGCUAUCAAACUUUUUCUUAUUUAGUAAUAAUAUUAUAGCUAACAGUCCAAUAAAAUUGUGCUCUAGUUUAAGUAAAUUUAUAUGGUCUGAGAUUUUUUAUAUUUCAAUAUGCUCGCUUUUUAACUGUGCGAGUAUGAUUACCUGUGACUUAGUCAAAUGGAUUUUAUCAUUGAAUGAGACAGAUCUAAAGUUGUUUUAUUAGUUUUAUGCGGUAUCAUAUCGUUAGCUGAAUUCCUUGAGAAUGUUUAAUAAAUGACUGGCAAAGAGGUUUAAGUCUGUACAGCUCCCAACUUUUUCUCGGUAUUUGUUGUGUAAGUAGUGAACCGUUUGAAUUUUGAUACAAAAGCAGAGUUCGGCUUUACCACAAUAUGUAAAAUUAAAAUAAUUUUGGAUAUUGUUGGGUAUAAAACUGUGGACACAACAAUUUAGAAAGCGGAUAUUUCGCUUAUCUGAAAUUUAUGUAAUAAUAGGUAGGUCUAUUACUUAAUGAGACGUUUGGUAAGAAGUUAUUAUGGUUAUAGUUAACAGUGGGUUGGUUGAAUGCUUGAAACUAAACUGUAUAAGAAGUAAGUAAACAUCACUUUACACACCACCGCAAUUAUAACUGACAUCACAUAUUGUGAAAGACAUGCAACUCUAAGGAAAUUUAUUUUUAAAUUCAGAUUAAAUAAAUGCUAAUACUUAAUACAACAAUUAAAUACAUGUAACAAAACAUUCAUGCUUUGGAAAAUAAAAUAUCUGUACCAUUUCUGUAACUCUAGAAAUGUUUAUCAUGUUAUUUACAUUUCCAAAAAAAAAAAACUGCUGAAUAUAAGUACUUUGUACGUACCUACUUAUAGGUUUGUUUAACACCGGUUGGUAAAGAAAGGGAUAACAUAAUUGACACGCGCUGCGCUACUAAGUUGAUAGCACUUGUGAAUGUACUUAUACAGGAUUUUUUCGAAAAAACAAACAAUAAAAUAAUGAAAUGAUUUAUUAUUAGAACUUACCAAAUUAUUAAGAACUAUUUAUUACAUAUUAUACUAUUAACAAUUCAAAACAGAAAAUUAUUUAUAUUUAAAAUAUUAUGUUCUACACCCCUCUUUGUUCAUCAAUGAAUGUUACAAUAUGCAUGCUACGCUGAAUUUAUUUCAUGCGUCUAGUGGCUAUUGAAGGAUGAGUUUAUGCAUUUGAUUUGUUAUCUUAUUGUUAAAAUCCCAAUGUUUUGUGGCGUGAUUUAAAAUAUCGUUUUUUUUUUUCUUUUUGUAAUUUUCCGAUAGUAGUUGAGUUCUUGUCUUAGUUUAUGGUGUUAAGUUAGUAUCUUGCUGUAUCAUGUAUGGGACGAGUAGAACGUGUGUGUGUCUGUGUAUUCUCACAUCAGGCCUUAUGCAUUGGUUUAGUUAUUCCAACACAGUGAAUAAGUUGACGAUCUCAGACAAGGGUUUUUAAAAUUAUAAGUUUAAAUUAUGCUUACCUCUCUUUUUUAACCCUGAAAUCUACAAUUUUAUGGUUAAAAAUAGUCACUUGCAACAGUCUAUCAUAAGACUAGAGCAAAAGGCAUAUCAUGAUCGUAAGAUAAGUGAGGCAUACAUUAUUUCACAACCUUAUUUUAAAUUGAAAUAUUUUUAACUAAUCAGGAUAUUAUGACAAUAUAGGUUUCUCAUUUGUUUAAGUUUCUUAAUAUACCAAAACAGUUAUAGAAAUAUUACGGCACUUAAAAAUACGAGUUUUAUAAAAGUACUGCUUAAAAAAAAACUAUAUUUCGUAUCUUAUCACAAGAGAAGGAUAUUUUAAAUUAGUUGAAAUAAUUUGCCUUGGGUCUUACUAUACGCAGGAUAUAACAAAUCGUCUAUUUUACUCUUAAAUAUAAGGCUAAAACUGAGUCCGUUAGUUAACACUAACUUUUAACCAAAAAUAAAUAAAAACGCUCAUUAUUUUAUACUUCACGUUAUUUUUUGGGCUUUAUUGAACUUAAGCAUUUUUAAAGAAUCAAUACGUCUAAUAACAUUGAUGCUACACUUAUGCUCUUGUAAGUCAGUAAGUCCUUAUAACUUAUCAAUUGGCCUUGUUAAGAGAUAAAAAAUCUCAUAACUAUCGUAAAAUAUUUAAAUUUUCUAUUUCAUCUCGUACUUUUACGUUCAAUAAGCCCCGGACCUGGCCUUGUUACCCGCACUUACAGUGGGCCUUCAAACCAACACGAUAAGUUCAAGAAUAAUAGAGAAGAUUUAAUAUAAAUAUAUACAUAAAAUAUUAUUUUUCCUUUCCUCAUACAGUUAGUUACCUUCUGUUUGUACCCAUAUACAUUAAAAAACGACUUGAUAAAAACGAACUUUGUUUUCGUAAAAAAUAUCAUCAAGUGCAGCCGCUACCUCACUUUCUGGCUGUAUGGAUGCUACUGACAAAUUAGCGGCGCGUGCGAAGUCAAGCGUUGUUGCCAGCUCGUUAUAUCUGCUACUUCUAUGUUUGCGUGAUGUGUUGAACAAAAUCAUACCAUUUAUAAACAUAUUACAUAUUUUUGUAAUAGUGUAAUUCCUAUUUGUGAAUAGUGGGCCUUGUUACCCGUCGGGCCUUAUAUGCCUCACCUACCUUAUUUUCUUGGUACCUUUCUAACAGGCAGCGCCAAAUGAAGGCGGGUAUUUUGUCUCUGUCACUCGACGCAUGCGAUCAAGAGAUGUCGAGAGUUUAUGCAAUAUAAUGACAUUAAUGACGUCAUAUGGUUGUGUUAUUGAUGAAAAAUGUUUUAAAACCUGAAAAGGUGUUAUUAUGUAGUUGUUUACGAUAAAUGAUAUAACUUGUACCAAAAAAAUAUAUUUGGAAUUAACUAUGCUGUUCAGUAAUAUAACGGAUCAGACCAGGUAACGACAUUUUAUUAAUUUCAGCUCGUUUAUUACCAUUAAGCAAGCCAAAGCCAUUCGCAGCAUUUGCGCCAAUAUAACCUUAUUUAAGUACUUUUUAAAGUGUUAUGAAACUCUUACUGCAAACGAAUAGAUUUACUUCUUGGGUUCAUCUCACGGCGUAUGACGGUUGUUUUGUAGGCAUCAUCACAAAUAAGAUUGUUCUCAGUAGUGAGAGUCAGAAAUGGCGGGAUAAAAAUAAGCAAAAAGCAUAUCAUAAUUUUAUACCUAAUUUGUAUUAAUUAGUACCUCCUGUAAAGAAAUUGUACGGGAGGUACUUAAAGUUAUUACUAAAAAACAGUAAACCCGCCAUUCUGACAGUCAGCAUGGCUGGUGUACUUAUUAUCCGCGAACUAUGAUCCUGCGAUUAUUGAUAAAUUCUAUAAAAACCAAAUUUUUGUACCUUCAUAUUCAAUUAUAAUAUGAGCCAAUUUUAUUUGUGGUUUACUAAUUUUACUCAUUUUACUUUUUACAUUGCUGUUACACUCCGCACACUACACUACACACCGUGAGAGUCAGAAUGGCGGGUGUACCUAAAUAAAAUUAAAUGAAAAGCAUACCAUAUUUUUGUACCUAAUUUGUACUAUUUAGUUCCUCCGUUAAAAAAAUGUACUUCACGGUACACAAAGUUAUCAUCAAAAAACAGUACACCCGCCAUCCUGACAGUCAGAAUGGCGGGUGUACUUUAUUACGCUAUGUUCCCGUGGUUAUUGAUAAAUUCUAUAAAAGCCAAAUUUUUGUACCUUCAUAUUCAAUUAUAAUAUAAGCCAUUUUAUUUGUGGUUUCCAAGUUUUACUAAUUUUAUAUUUUGCUUGCUAUUACAAUUUCGCAGGCGUUAUCAUUUUUCAAGUUAUCGAUCUCAUUUUUAAGAAAAAACGUUAAAGUAUAAUUAUUUUUAUUACCUAUAAUGUUAAAUCUGUUAAGUUCAAAUAACUCAGAAAAUCAUGUCUUAAAAAUGAUUUUUCUUAGGAAGAUUUCUUUGAACUGGCGCCUAGCCUUUUUUAAGACAUGAUUUUCUGAGUUACUUGAACUUAACAGAUUAAACAUUAAAGGUACUAAAUCCUGGCUUAGUAAAAAUAAUUGUACCUUAGCGGUUUUUCUUAAAAAUGAGAACUUAAAAAAUUAUAUCGCCUGCAAAUGUGUAAUAGCAAGCAAAAUAUAAAUGAGUAAAACUAGGAAACCACAAAUAAAAUGGCUCAUAUUUUAAUUGAAUAUAGCGUAAUAAAGUACACCCGCCAUUCUGACUGUCAGGAUGGCGGGUGUACUGUUUUUUGGUGAUAACUUUAAGUACCGUGAGGUAAAAUUUUUUUUUAAGGAGGUACUAUUUAGUACAAAUUAGGUACAAAGAUAUGGUAUGGUUUUCAUUUCAUUUUAUUUAGGUACACCCGCCAUUCUGACUCACAAUUUUUCACCUUACAGACUUCAUUUUUAAGAAUAAACGCUACGGUACAAUUAUUUUAAUUACGCCAGGAACUAGUACCGUUAAUUUUUUAUACUACUUAGGUGUCAAACAAGAAAAUCGCCCACCUGGUGAUAAGCAGUCUCCGUAGCCUGCAACGCCUGCAAAUCCAGAGAAGUUAAAUGCGCGUUGCCGACCCUAACACUCCGCCCCCUCGCUGAGCUAUGGCAACCCUACUCACCGGCAGGAACACAACUCUAAAUCUGUUUAAUCUGUUAAGAGGCUGUCAAUACCUAAAGCGCGCACACUGUCUAUUUGUAUCGGAGUAAAUGAGAUAGCAAUGUCGCAUGUUACUGGGCCUGGGCAAGGGAAUAAUAAGAAAAUUAUUUAAAUGAAAAAAAAAAGUGGAUUAUUAGUGUAAUAUUUUACUCAUUAGCGGUUUAGAUAUAAAUGUUUUGAAAUUGUGAUUUUAAGACCAAUCUUUGCAAUUAUUUUCUAUCGAGCCGAUUUCGUUCAAUCAUGUAUCGAAUACAAACACGGUCUUCGAAAUAUAAUUAAUAUGAACAUAUAUUUUUCUUGCUUGACUAAAACAAAUAGUCUUUCGUAAAAAACUGUUUAAGUAACAUCAAUUUCAAGGACAUUGGGUGUUGACAGCCGCUUAAGUUUAAUUAACCCAGAACAGAAAAUUAUCUUAACUAAGGCCAGGCGCCAUGUCAAGAAUUCUUCCUAAGAAAAACUAUGUAUUGUAAGUACAUAAAUGAGAGUGCGAGUGAACCGUAGGGGACAGAGGGCCUACCGCUUGCUACCGCGAAUACCAACGAUCGCUAACUAACAUACGUGCAUUAUAUCGCGCAAAUUAGACAAUUUGCCAUAGAUGGCGCUGGACACAAUUAUACUUGGUAUAGGUACUUCUGAUCAAGUCUUUCGCCUUUACUAACUAUAGUUACAAAAAAUUGGUUUUUAUAGAAUUUAUCAAUAAUAGCAAGAUCUUUGCGCAAUAAAAUACCUACAUUCUGACUGUCAGAAUGGCGGGUGUGCUGUCUUUUAGUAAUAACUUUAAGAAUUAGUUACAAAAGUAUGGUAGGUAUGCUUUUUGUUUAUUUUUAUUUAGGUACACACGCCAUCCUGACUCGGGAAAGCUUUGUUAAUACCAUCACACUAGACAUAAAAGUUGCAUUAUCCGCAAAAUAGAUGUGAAUGCUCGCAAUUGUGCUAUGUAAUUAAUGUAAUGUAACGAACACAUAAAAUGUGGGAUUCAGUAGUAGAUGUAACUUGUACAUAAUUAAAAAUAGAAUUUUUAUAUUUAUGUUACGAUAAUAAACUUUAUUGAUAUGUGA
Messenger RNA from Cydia pomonella (codling moth), 8351 nucleotides. RefSeq names its product embryonic polarity protein dorsal (gene Dorsal). The coding region runs from base 227 to 2293 and encodes 688 amino acids. Gene Ontology annotation, biological process: non-canonical NF-kappaB signal transduction; response to cytokine; inflammatory response. The transcript is spliced from 17 exons. Gene Ontology annotation, molecular function: DNA binding; DNA-binding transcription factor activity. Gene Ontology annotation, cellular component: cytoplasm. Lineage: Eukaryota; Metazoa; Arthropoda; Insecta; Lepidoptera; Tortricidae. The record is from RefSeq and is a predicted model, not a curated record.